AUGUCGUCGCUUCUUACUGCAAGUACUCAACCACUUCGAGAGAUAUCUGACCAAGGAAAACGUGUCUUAAAUGGGCGUAUAUGCAGUAGUUUAAUUAGCAGCAAGAGACCAGUUCAAUUGGCUGACAGAAACACAGGAGAGAGAAAAAGAUCAGAUGGCAUCAUCCUCUCUUCCUUCCUUCUCCUUGCUGUUCUUCUUGCGUUGGUCUCAUGGCAGGCCACUGCCUCCGAUCCUAGCCCCCUCCAGGACUUUUGUGUCGCCGACAUGAAUUCACCAGUACGUGUCAAUGGGUUUGUUUGCAAGAACCCAAUGGAGGUCAACGCUGAUGACUUCUUCAAGGCAGCCGCCCUCGACAAGCCUAGGGUGACCAACAAGGUUGGAUCCAACGUCACUUUGAUCAACGUCAUGCAGAUUGCUGGACUCAACACCCUCGGCAUCUCAAUUGCGCGCAUCGACUAUGCUCCCUUGGGUCAAAACCCACCACAUACGCACCCUCGCGCCACUGAGAUCCUCACGGUGCUCGAGGGGACACUGUACGUUGGCUUUGUCACAUCCAACCAGCCCGCCCCAAACAGAAACAAGUUCCUCUCCAAGGUGCUCAACAAAGGUGAUGUGUUCGUCUUUCCCGUGGGGCUCAUCCACUUCCAAUUCAACCCCAACCCCCACAAGCCCGCCGUUGCAAUUGCCGCGCUCAGCAGCCAGAACCCAGGGGCUAUCACAAUUGCCAAUGCGGUGUUUGGGUCAGACCCACAAAUAUCCGAUGAUGUUCUUGCCAAGGCGUUUCAGGUGGAAAAGAAUACAAUAGACUGGCUCCAGGCUCAGUUCUGGGAGAACAACCACAACUAAGUGAAACGUUGGCUGAUUACAUGGAGGACCAGUGCGCAAAUUAGGGACAGUUUGAGUUUGUAGAUAUGCAUCCUAAUCUAUAAAAUAAAUGGAGCAUAUGUCAUCCCAUUGUUGUGUCUGUAAUGAGUGAAUUUAUUUCUACCUUCUGAAUAAUUGACAAUAUCAUUUUUUUAUCA
Aegilops tauschii subsp. strangulata is the source of this 1022-nucleotide messenger RNA. NCBI's taxonomy places the organism in Eukaryota, Viridiplantae, Streptophyta, Magnoliopsida, Poales, Poaceae. The record is from RefSeq and is a predicted model, not a curated record.